This is a messenger RNA of Kwoniella botswanensis, 2121 nucleotides long. RefSeq lists its product as uncharacterized. NCBI's taxonomy places the organism in Eukaryota, Fungi, Basidiomycota, Tremellomycetes, Tremellales, Cryptococcaceae. The transcript has 7 exons. Gene Ontology annotation, biological process: tRNA methylation. Gene Ontology annotation, molecular function: tRNA (uridine) methyltransferase activity. The coding region runs from base 1 to 2121 and encodes 706 amino acids. The record is from RefSeq and is a predicted model, not a curated record.
AUGAGCACCCACCUCACACCUUCGCCGCCGGGAGGUAUAAAACCACCACCCUUCGUACCCACUCCUCUUCCCUCUUCGUCCACUUCGCCCUUAUCCUCCACUUCCUCCUCCUCUCCCGGAGAAAGAUGGGUUCCGGUACUUUCUUGCAAAUGUUAUUUCGGACUAUCCGUAUUCUUAUCAACAUUAAAGACAAUUUCUCUACAUCCCGAAAGGAAUUCAAGUUUGAUUCUACGUGCUGAUACUCUACCGCCCCCACCACCUCAAUCACCAAAUCAGCCAAGUAAUAAUUUGAGAAAUCUUAUCUUGAGUGAUGGAGUGGAAGCAGAAUUAGAAUUGGAAUUGGUAGAUGAGCUGAAAGUGAAAUUAUUACCUCGUCAACCACGAAGAGAUAAUAGUGUAAAUCAAACCAUCUCAUUCUAUAGGACGAAUGAGCAGGGACAUUCGUACCAGACUCUCUCUACUAAAGGAAAAGAGAAGGAGGUUGAAGUAGAUCAAGACAAGGAGAAGAGGGAGAUGGGUUUAGUUAUAAUCCAACCUGAAGUGACAGAUCAAAAUGAUAUACCGUACUAUCAUCCGAAAGUACAAAAGCUAGCAUAUCUUUGGGAAUCUCUACCUCAGGACGUGCACAGCAAGAACGAACGGGGCGAUGAUGAAGAUAAAGAGAUGAUAGGAGAGGGGAACGAGAUGAAGGUUGAAGAACAUGAAGUGAAAGGUAUAAUAUCGAUUCAUUAUUUACCUUUUGAUGGACCUUCAUCCGGACCUGCCCAAGACAAUAUAAUUAACGGUAUAAAUGAUAUGUCGAUAAAUGGUAAUCUGCCGACCUCGCUUCUACCUUCACCUCGUCCGAUCAAACCCCGUAAGAGAUCACCCCUAGCUGGACCUUCUAUCGAUCAAACUCAAUUUGUAGAACCUGUCAGACCUCCGGUGACUAUAUUGACUCAGAAAGCAGACCCGUUGCUCAAGCAGAAGACGAGUACUAUAAGGACGCCCACACCAGAAGGUAAAGAACGACUGUACAGGACUUGCUUGGCUUUGUUGGAAACGUUACAUAAACAUGGGUAUGGACAACUGGUAGGGUAUCAGAAGAGAAGGGUACAUGAUAUAAUCGUACCACGAGAUAAUUUCCAGGAUCUCUAUCUUACAUUGAAAGACCGACAUAGAUCGCUGGAUUCUCGUGCACCGAGAUCAGAUGGACUGGUAACCAAAUUGGAAGAUGUCAAAAGACAUGUUUGGAAGGGUAUAACCUCACCCAAUGAUCCGUCUCUACCGACGACACAGGUUGACUUUUCAGAAUGGGGUGAACAGGACAUCGCUAUUGCCGCUUUCUUGAUGUUACUGUGGAAAGAUAUGUAUCCGCCUAUACCGGAAGGACAUUCAAAUGGCGAUGGGUUAGGGAUACAGGAAGAAAAGAGGGAAUGGGAUACGUGGGGUAGACCUGAAAAUGGUUUUAUAGACCUAGGAUGUGGAAAUGGUUUAUUGGUCCAUAUACUAAUAUCAGAAGGAUACCACGGUAAAGGAUAUGAACUACGUUCGAGACGUACUUGGCCAACUUACCCUAUAAAAACACAAAAAGCUCUAUUGGAAUUACCGAUAGAUCCUCCUUCUUGGUUUCCCGAUACCAUUGAAGAAUGGGAAUCUGGGAUGUGGUCAGGUAAAGAGGGAUGUAUAAUUGAAGAUCAUUCAUUUUUGAUAGGUAAUCAUGCGGAUGAAUUGACUCCAUGGCUUCCUCUCCUAUCUCUCAUACCAUCCACGCCCGUCCCCCAUCUAUCCUUGCCAUGCUGCUUCCAUGCUCUCGAUUCGGCAUUCACCGUACUGCAAUUCACUGCGCCCGAUCAUCCUCAUACACCGAAAGGUGGGUUCGAGAACGGCUUGGAACCCGGCGUGAGCAGGUAUCAGUCGUACCUCGUUUGGCUAGGCUGGGUGGGGUUGAAAUGCGGUUGGGAAUGGGAGAAGGAAGGGUUGAGAGUACCCAGUACGAAAGGUUGGGGGAUCGUUGCACGAAAGAGAUGGAGUACACCUUCUGAAGAUAGAGGAUGUAGAGAGUGGGCGCUGGAGCAGGUCAAUCAGGUUAGAAGGAAUGGUCAGUUCAAGGUCCGUGAGAAGGAGGGUAAAGAACAUUAG